Alternaria metachromatica is the source of this 1698-nucleotide messenger RNA. RefSeq lists its product as uncharacterized. The transcript has 2 exons. Gene Ontology annotation, molecular function: CoA-ligase activity. Lineage: Eukaryota; Fungi; Ascomycota; Dothideomycetes; Pleosporales; Pleosporaceae. Gene Ontology annotation, biological process: secondary metabolic process. Bases 1 to 1698 code for a protein of 565 amino acids. The record is from RefSeq and is a predicted model, not a curated record.
AUGGUGAUCAAAUCCCGCUAUUCGUUCCCCAUACCCCAGGUCUCACUACCAACGUACAUCUUCGAUUCGCCUACCGUAGAACUACCAAAGGAACCGUUUUAUCUUUCUGCAAGCGAACCUGAAAAGUACAACAUCUCGUUACACGAUCUUCGUCUCUAUGCGAAACGCUUCGCUUCAGGUCUGCAGCGCGCAGGCCUCCAACCAGGAGAUCGCGUGUUGCUCUACUCGGGAAAUACGCUCUUCUUCCCAGCAGUAGUGAUGGGCAUCGUCAUGGCAGAGGGUGUCUUUACCGGCGCAAAUCCCACUUACAUUGGCCGAGAGCUAGCGUAUCAAUUGAAAGACAGCGGAGCGCGCUUCAUGGUAUGCGCAGAGGGCAGUUUGGACACAGGAAUCGCGGCUGCGAAAGAGAUUGGCAUGGGUCCUGAGCGCAUCUUUGUCUUCGACGAUGGUGUUGCCACGUUUGAGGGCCGUAAAGUGGAGAAGAAGACGGAACUCGGAAAUGUCCGCCACUGGACUGAACUCCUCGAUACGCCAGAGCGCGGGGACGCAUACUCAUGGCCCGACUUGAAGACCCCAGAAGAGCUUGAUCGCAUAGUUGCUCUCAACUACUCCUCGGGUACGACUGGUGUUGCAAAGGGCGUUAUGAUAACGCACAGGAACUAUGUCGCAAACUGCAGCCAACAGAUCCACAUCCAGACCACCAGCCCCGACUACCAUGAGAAGCUGAAGAAGAAGAAGUACCUUUGCUUCCUGCCCAUGUAUCACGCUAUGGCGCAAGCGAUCUUCUGUUUCGGUGCGGUAAAACAACGCGUACCAGUUUACAUGAUGCCCAAGUUCGACUUUGUCGAGAUGCUACAGAAUGUGCAAAAGUACCGCAUUACGGACAUGGUUCUGGUACCCCCGGUCAUCGUGGCCAUGGCAAAGCACCCCGCGACGAAGAAGUUCGACUUGGGCUCCGUGACGGGCGUGUCUUCGGGCGCUGCCCCACUCGGUCGAGAAGUCAUUGAGGAAUUUGAACGACUAUGGCCGAACGGCCAAGUCAACGUCAAGCAAGGUUAUGGCAUGACGGAAGUGACUUGUGCCGCAACGACGUUCCCACCUUCAGCCUACUCGUCCAGCUUCUCUGUCGGCGAAGUCCUAGCAAACUGCGAAGCAAAGAUCGUCGUAGAUGACGACGGCAAGGUCGAAGCGCCGCAAGGCGAGAGAGGCGAGAUCUGGGUUCGCGGACCUAACAUCAUGAAGGGGUACUGGAACAAGCCCGAUGCGACCAAAGAGACUCUGACAGAAGACGGGUGGUUGAAGACGGGAGACGUGGCAUAUGUAGAUGAACAGAACCACUUCUUCAUAGUUGAUAGGAAGAAGGAAUUGAUUAAGGUCAAGGGUCUACAGGUUGCACCCGCGGAGUUGGAAGCGCUGCUGCUGGACCACCCAGAUGUGCAGGACGCUGCUGUUAUUGGCGUUAAAGCUAAUGGCGAUGAAUUGCCUCGCGCGUACAUUAUGCCUCAGUCGCCCGACAAGGCGACCCCAGAGACGGCUGAGAAUAUCAAGAAGUGGCUGGCUGAGCGUGUUUCUAGACAUAAGCGCUUGGAAGGUGGUGUGCAUUUCAUUGAUGCGAUUCCGAAGAAUCCUUCUGGGAAGAUUUUGAGGAAGGAGUUGAGGGAGAAGGCUGCGCUGGAAGAUACCAAGGCGAGGUUGUAG